Microbotryum saponariae is the source of this 2365-nucleotide messenger RNA. The record is from the annotation of a GenBank genome assembly. Lineage: Eukaryota; Fungi; Basidiomycota; Microbotryomycetes; Microbotryales; Microbotryaceae.
AUGGUCAAACCCACGAUCGACUACUCCCUCUACUACGUCACAGGCCGCGAACUACUUCCCCCCUCGUCGAACCCAGAUGACGUCGACGUCGACCCAACGCCGUCCUACCUCACUCACCUCGAAUUAGCUUUGAGAGGAGGUGUGACGGUCGUGCAAAUUAGGGAGAAGGAUGUCGGUGGAAGAGAGCUUUAUCAAGUUGCCAAGAGAUCAAAGGAGGUUUGUGAUCAGGUGAGUUUCGGGGGCAGGGAGUGCGAAUGGGGAAGGCGGGUGGGGCGGGCAGUUCGAUGCGGAGCUUCAAGGACGGUAGGCGUCCUCGAUGACAGAGGGAGGGGUGUCGAGUCAAGUCUGAGAACCGGUAUGGAGGAUAUGCUCUAAGUCUCUUCUGCGCGAAUCGUAACGCCCCUCCUCGACCUGACGAGAUCGACAGACCACCGGCAGACUGAGGAGGAGCAGCUCGGUACAGGUCACUUCUUUGGGUGGUGAGGGCCGACUGAGUUUGCAAGCACUUGGAAAACUCCUUUUCCGGAUACACGACGCUUUGAGGACGAAUCCUUACGAAAUUUCCCCAUCUCGGUCGCCGAGCUGAUUCCCGCGGGAAACUAAUCCCGACCUGCCCCCUAACCCCUUUCUCCUCCAGUACUCGGUCCCCCUCAUCAUCAACGACCGUCUCGACAUCGCACUCCUCCUAUCCUGCGGUCUCCACGUAGGGCAAUCCGACCUUCCCGCACCUCAAGCUCGUCAAUUCCUCGGUCCGGACCAACUUCUCGGCGUCUCCAUCAACACCGUCGAAGAAUUGGAAGUCGUUUUGGCCUAUCCUGAGGGAACGGUCGAUUACAUUGGUGUGGGACCCUGUUAUGGCACAAAGACAAAGAAGGAUUUGAGCCCUGUGCUUGGGAUGAGAGGUGUGAGGGAUUUGUUGGCGAGGUUGGGGGGGAGUGAGAUCAAAGUUGUUGUCAUUGGUGAGUAGCAAAAGUCUCUUCUCAGCCCGGGCUUUUCGUUGGACAGGGGGGGGGGGGCGGGGCCUGAGAUAGCGGCCUUCUGCACACAGGCGGCGUCACACCCGAAACGAUUCCCAACAUCCUCUACCAAACCCCUGCAGCUAUCCCAGACUCCAACGAGUAUCGUCAUCUCGAUGGUCUGGCCGUCGUAUCCUCCAUCGCCGCCUCCCCCGAUCCGGACCAAGCCGCUCGCUCACUCCUGAGCCAAUUCCGCACUUCCCCACGCUUCACCCUCACCCUCCCCACCCCACUCCAAUCCACUCCAACCCUCUUGGACCAAGUGAUCAAUCUGUUCACCCGUCUCCAAUCGACAAGUGAGGAACACCGUACCCUCGUCCACCAUCUGACAAAUCAAGUCGUCAUGAACGACUGUGCGAACCUUACCCUCGCUUUGGGAUGUUCUCCCAUCAUGUCCGUCGUUCCUCAAGAACUGGAUCAACUCGCAGGGUAUUUGGGUUGCCUAUUGCUUAAUUUAGGAACGGCGACUUUGGACCAAGUCUCUGCUCAGAGACAAGCUGGUCGAGCCGCGAACAGAGUCGGCAAAUUGGUGGUGUUUGAUCCUGUUGGGUGUGGAGCGACGGUCCAUAGAAGAGGGAUGGCGGAUCAGUUGAUGGAUGAUGUACGAGUCAGUGUUUGUAAAGGAAACGCCGGGGAGAUUGGUAGUUUGUUGGGGAGCAAGGAGGUCAAAUCUAGAGGCGUUGAUUCGGUUGGGAAGGGGUUCGCCGAUCCGGCGAGUGUGGUCAGGGAUUUGGCGCGGAGGGAAAGUAAGCUGAAGGAGGGGCGAUCGAUUUUCGGUCGACGUUUUGGCCGUCCGCUGAAUCGGAGACUGAUGGCUGUUUUCUUAUUGCAGAAUUCACUGUCGCCAUGUCUGGCGAAGUGGACUACAUCUCCAACGGCGAAGUCGUCGUCAAGUUAUCAAACGGUCACGACUAUCAAGGCAUCAUCACGGGCAGUGGGUGUAUGGCCUCGACGUGAGUCGGUCUCGGCCAUCGCAAUGGGGUUUGGACCGAGUGUAUUGAUCCAACUUGUCUGACACUCGUUUCAUUAGCGCUGUGGCUUGUUUCGCAUCCCUACCGCUCGAAAAGGACGAAACGAUCGCUUCGCGAGCUUUCUUGGCCGCCGUGACAGGGUAAGUUCACACUUCCCAUCUUUCGUUUCCCCCAAGGCCCACGAUUUUCAAAAAAGAAAAACACUUACACGCCCUCUUUUCAUCCCGUAGUAUCACUGCCAUCAACGUCGCCGCUGAAAUCGCCGCUCAACGGAAGGACGUCAUGGGGCCGAAUACGUUCAGGGCCGCGAUGAUUGAUGAAUGUUGGAGUUUGACGGCGGAUAAGUUGAGGCAGGGGGCGAAGUUUCAGGUUCUUUGA